GUCCUUGCGCGAAUCGCUUCCUCGACUCAUGCAUCUGAGAUUUCUUCCGUUCUGGUCAAUUUGGAGAAAGACAUCGAAGACUGCUCUGUCGAAAUCGCACGACUACAGGCUCAAAUUCGUUCACAAAAUACGAAACGCAACUUCCUCCACCAUGUCAAACAAUGGGGUCAGUCCAUCCUUGCUCCUGUAAGGAGGCUUCCGAACGAGAUUCUUCACGAAAUAUUCGCCGAUUGC
This is a messenger RNA of Lentinula edodes (shiitake mushroom), 234 nucleotides long. RefSeq lists its product as uncharacterized. Lineage: Eukaryota; Fungi; Basidiomycota; Agaricomycetes; Agaricales; Omphalotaceae. The annotation marks the transcript as partial. The record is from RefSeq and is a predicted model, not a curated record. The transcript has a single exon.